UGGAAUACUUACAAACCAAAAUGAAGAUUUCCGUAGCAAUUCUUGGCCUGUUCCUUGUGGUUUUCUGCAGUUUGGAAACGCCUACAUCAGCUGUUUUUUUUCCGCCUCCCAAAAUUUUCUGCAAACAUUUUCCCGUUUUUUGCCCUGACAUCGAUGAUAAAGCAACUACAGUAAACUCAGCAACUACAGUGGAUUCAGCAACUACAGUAGAUGCAGCUACUACAGCAUCUUCAGUAGCUGAUAGUACAACUGCGGCUCCUGAGGGUACGACUGCUGCCUAAUGAUUCCGUCCCUUAACCCAUUAAAGACCAAUAUUGUGCACUUUAUCCUUUGAUUCUUUCACUCUGGCAUGCCAACAAUUUAUAAAUAAACAAUUCCCGAGCAUUCAAAA
Drosophila ficusphila is the source of this 391-nucleotide messenger RNA. RefSeq lists its product as uncharacterized. Lineage: Eukaryota; Metazoa; Arthropoda; Insecta; Diptera; Drosophilidae. The record is from RefSeq and is a predicted model, not a curated record. Bases 21 to 281 code for a protein of 86 amino acids. The transcript has 2 exons.